Messenger RNA from Dipodomys ordii (Ord's kangaroo rat), 601 nucleotides. It is a transcript of the gene Idi1, whose product is annotated as isopentenyl-diphosphate delta isomerase 1. Gene Ontology annotation, cellular component: cytoplasm. Bases 1 to 576 code for a protein of 191 amino acids. Gene Ontology annotation, biological process: isopentenyl diphosphate biosynthetic process; isoprenoid biosynthetic process. Gene Ontology annotation, molecular function: isopentenyl-diphosphate delta-isomerase activity. Lineage: Eukaryota; Metazoa; Chordata; Mammalia; Rodentia; Heteromyidae. The record is from RefSeq and is a predicted model, not a curated record. The transcript has 4 exons.
AUGUGGUGCGGACGGGCGCUGGCGCAGGCCGUUGGAUUUUUGCAUCGAGCAUUCAGUGUCUUCUUAUUUAACUCUGAAAAUAAGCUUCUGCUACAGCAAAGAUCAGAUGCUAAAAUUACUUUUCCAGGUUGUUUUACCAAUAGUUGUUGUAGUCAUCCAUUAAGUAAUCCAGGCGAACUUGAAGAAAAUGAUGCCAUUGGUGUGAGACGAGCAGCCCAGAGGCGUCUAAAAGCUGAAUUAGGAAUUCCCUUAGAAGAGGUUCAUCCAGAAGAAAUUAAUUAUCUAACUCGAAUUCACUACAAGGCACAAUCUGAUGGUAUCUGGGGUGAACAUGAAAUCGAUUACAUCCUGUUCUUGAGGAAGAAUGUAACUUUGAAUCCAGAUCCCAAUGAGAUUAAAAGCUACUGUUAUGUUUCAAAGGAAGAACUAGAAGAACUUAUGAAGAAAGCAGCCAGGGGUGAAAUUAAGAUAACGCCAUGGUUUAAAAUUAUUGUAGAGACUUUCCUCUUUAAAUGGUGGGAUAACUUAAAUCACUUGAACCAGUUUGUUGACCAUGAGAAAAUACAUAGAAUGUGAAUGUGUAGCUAAAUGAUGAUGGAAG